Molecule: messenger RNA, 944 nt
Organism: Halichondria panicea
Lineage: Eukaryota; Metazoa; Porifera; Demospongiae; Suberitida; Halichondriidae
Exons: 5
Coding region: 64-819 (251 amino acids)
Molecular function (GO): protein binding
Source: RefSeq, a predicted model, not a curated record
GCACAUUACACUAACUUUUGUGGGCGGAUCUCGAACUGCUGCAAGCAAAAUUAAUAAUUAGCAAUGGCUGAAGAUUCAGUAGCUCCAGUAGUGACCAUCCAGCCCACUUCCCAGAGGAAGCAGAUUGAGACCUUCGUCAAGGAUCUAGACCCUCAUGCCGUCCUUGAAUGGAGUGAGGAAGAAGUGAUUGACAAGUACCUCAAGCCAGCUGGAUUUGGCUACUUGUCUAACACCUUUAAGGAGCAGCACGUCACUGGAGCUGUACUGUUAGCGCUGAGUGAGGAUCACUUGGUUGAGAUGAAUGUACUGGUUGUUGGAGAGAGGAUUAAGUUUCUCGAGUACUUGCGUCUGCUUAAAAAGCAAAAGAAGGAUGCAGACAGAAGCAAGGCUCUGUGGAGUGCCACCACUCCUGUCACCAACUGUGCCUACCAUGACAAAUGUGGAGGAUUCUGCUUCUUGCUUUGCUGCCCAUGCUGUGUGCCUACCACUGAGUGGCGUGUGACUGGACAGGGCAUUCGCUGGCGUAAGAAUACCUCCUCCAUUGACUGUUGUGGAGAAACGGAGACUCAGUUCAUUGACUUCAGGUUCCUCAAGGAUUUGGAGUUCCGCAAAGAUCCUAAGUGUCUGUGCUGCUGUGUUGGAUCAAAGUUGCUACUCUAUGCUGACGACAAAGACACUGUUUCUGGUACUCGGCAGACCAGGACUAAUAUUUCUCAAACGGAACUGAGUGCUCCAAUAGCCAUCUUCCAUCCUGACUCUGCUCGUGCUGAGAGCAUCAUCAGGAAUGCCUGGGCUGACAUCGACCUUGUAGCUGACUAACGUACAAAAGAACAAAAGUAACAAUUAAUGUUGAAAAUAGAGAACAGCUAGUGUAGAUCUACUGAAUGUGUAGUUUAUAUUCAUUUAUUGUGCAAGAACGAGGGUGUGGCAGCUUAGCUACUUUA